AUGGUUCAAGACCAUCCUGCUCGGAUACUAGCUGAUACCGGUGCUGGUUUGUCCAUAGUCUCAGAUUCUUUCAUUAGUAAGUACCAAAUACCCACAAAACCCAUAAAAACAAGAUCGAUCCAUGGUGUCACCGGGCACCAACUCUCCAUCAAUAGUUCUGCGAGCAUGCAGGUAUCUAUUGGUACACACAAUCUGGGUGUGGUCGAAGCUUCAGUGGCCGACACUGCGGACUAUGACCUCAUCCUGGGGUUCACUGAGCUACGGAGGCUCAAACCCACCAUACAAUGGGAUACGGGCCAGCUGGAGUUCAAGACUCAGGAGCAGGACCAACCCCCUAGGAGACCCCCUGAAGCAGCAAGAGCAGGGGACCUAACCAUGAGGAGACCAACCCUUCAUGGUAACGAGUUUGUCUCAGCAGAGCGCAUACUACGAGCAGCUCUGGAAGAUGGACCCAUAGGGUUCAUGCUGUUAGAGGAGCCACCAUCAUCACUCCCGGCCUUUGGUUUUGUACCUACAGGCGCAGACAAAGGAGUCGAGAUGGAGGUGGAGGUAGAUAAGGUGGUGACGGCUGCAGACAUACCAAAGCCAUACCAACACCUGCGAGAUGUGUUUGAUGAGGUGGAAGCAGACAAGCUGCCCCAUCAUACCGAGCAUGAUCUCCACCUCGAGUUGAUAGAAGGAGGUAAGCCACCUCAAGGGCCCCUAUACCUUAAGGGACCCAAGGAGAUGUCCGAGUUGAGGAGAUACUUGGAUGAGAACCUCGAGAAGGGGUUCAUAAGACCAUCGAAGAGCCCGGCACGAUCACCAGUGCUCUUCGUACCAAAGAAGGAUGGAGGUCUCAGACUCUGUGUGGACUACAGAGGUCUCAACGAGAUCACUGUCAAGAACAGGGCACCAUUGCCCCUCAUCGAGGAGCAGCUGUUCUUACUCAGGAAGGCAAGGAUCUAUACCAAGCUAGACCUUAGAGCAGCAUACAACCUCAUCCAGAUUGCUAAAGGAGAUGAAUGGAAGACAGCUUUUGGCACUCAGUUGGGACUCUAUGAGUACCUAGUGAUGCCCUUUGGCCUAGCCAAUGCUCCGGCUCACUUCCAGUCAUUCAUCAAUGACAUCUUCCGAGACAUCAUUGGGAUAUAUGUGGUAGUAUACCUAGAUGACUUCCUGAUCUUCAGUGACACUGAAGAAGCACAUGUGAAGCAUGUCACCGAGGUCCUCACUCGCUUAAGGAGCAACAGGCUCUUUGCUAAGCUGUCGAAGUGUGAGUUCCACACCAAGACAGUCGAGUUCCUGGGGUACAUCAUCAAGCCGACAGGCAUAGAGAUGGACCCAGAAAAGGUGCGCACUGUCAAGGAGUGGCCAAUGCCAGAGUCAAUCCAUGACAUCCAGAGGUUCCUGGGUUUUGCCAACUUCUAUCGAAGGUUCAUAGCCCACUUUGCUCGCAUAGCCAAGCCCUUGACAGCACUGGUAAAGCCUAUAGAACGGUUCAAGAAGUUCGAGCUACCAGAGGAGGCCCAACAGGCCUUCCACAAGCUCAUCCAGGCCUUCACAUCAGCAGGAGUGCUUCAGCACUUCGACUACCACCUUCCAACAAGGUUGGAGACUGAUGCAAGUGACUUUGCUAUAGCAGGAGUGCUCAAGCAGGAGCAUGAAGGACGAUGGCAUCCAGUGGCCUUCUACUCUAGGAAGAUGUCUUCUGCCGAGAAGAACUAUGAGAUCCAUGAUAAGGAGCUCCUAGCUGUGGUCGCCUGCCUCACUCAGUGGCGACACAUGCUAGCUGGACUACCGAACCAACUGGUCAUCCUCACUGACCAUGAAGCCCUCAAGUACUUCAAGUCACAGAGACGCAUCACAGGUCGACAAGCUCGAUGGGCAAUACUACUAGCAGACUUCGACUUCAUAUUGCAGUAUCGACCAGGAGACAAAGGUGGUGAACCCGAUGCUCUCACCAGAAGGACAGACAUGCAACCAGCUGGUGAAGAGCAGGAUCACAAUGUGAGGCAACUACUGCCUCCUCGAGUGUUCAAGGAGACAGCAGACCAUGCCUCGCUCCUAGUGGCCCCCAUGAUCUCGAUGGAGUCCAUAGCAUCAAAAGGUCUCAAAGACCUGGUCAAGAUCUUCCAGCCUCUAGACCAAGAGCUACAGGAGAUACAUAGGAAGAAGCCUUUCGAACUCAAGGAUGACCUAUGGUACAGUGGAGGAAGGUUGGUUAUCCCCAAGGUGAUCAUGCCAGGGAGGACCAACAACCGACACUCAAGGAGUGCCAAAGAGGUAGAUGGACAGUCUCUCUCUGUAGAGCAUCUGCGAUUCAUGGUGAUGACCCAAUGCCAUGAUGGUAUCACUGCUGGACAUGUAGGAAGAGAUGCUACCAUCAAGGCAGCUCAACGACAUUACUGGUGGCCAAACAUGACAGCUUGGAUUGCAGACUAUGUAGCAAGUUGUCCUGUAUGUGCUAGGUACAAAGCUCCUCGUCAUCAUCCAUAUGGUUUGCUACAGCCACUAGCAACCCCAGACAGGCCCUGGGGCUCCAUAUCCCUCGACUUCAUUGAAGGACUACCACCAUCAAAGAAGUAUGACUCCAAGACCUAUGAUUCUAUCCUAGUCAUUGUCGACAGGUUAACCAAGUUUGCCAUACUAGCUCCAACCCAUAAGACAGUCACAGCCAAACAGACUGCAGUAUUGCUAUAUGGACACAUGGUUAGACUCUUCGGAUAUCCAGAUCACAUGGUCUCGGACCGAGGCAGGCAGUUCAUAUCAGGAGCAUGGAAGGCAUUUGCAGAGCAAAUGGGUGUGAAGCACUCACUUAGCACGGCCUACCAUCCUCAAACUGAUGGUCAGACAGAGAGAGUCAAUCAGGUCAUAGAGCAAUAUCUCAGGAUGUACUGCAACUAUGAGCAGAAUGACUGGGCCAACCUGCUGGACACUGCAGCCUUUGUAUACAACAACACGGUCCACAACAGCAUUGGUGUCUCACCAUUCUUUGCAUGCUAUGGAUGGAACCCCAAAGCUCAUCCUGACAUCCCUCAACGACUAGGAGUCAAUGAUCCAGGUCGCUUCGAGUACCUCAUGGAUGGAAAGGAGCGUUGCAAGUACCUCCAGGAGCAGAUCAGAGAGGCACAACGUAGAUCAGUAAACCAGUAUAACAGGAAGCACAAGGACAUCGAGUUUAAGGUGGGUGAUAUGGUCUAUAUCAACCGACGAAACUGGAAGACAAGGAGACCCACACCCAAGUUAGACACCCGGUUUGCAGGACCCUACCCAGUUCAGGAACGGGUAGGACGCCGAGCUUAUCGAAUCACAUUGCCAGCAAACCUUAGGGUGCAUGAUGUGUUCCAUGUCUCCAUGCUCGAGCCAGCAAGAACAAGUUCUCUUCCUCAACGUGCUGAACAGCCCACCAUACCAUCACUUCCAGAUGAGGACCUCGACUUCGAAGUCGAAGCACUCAUCGACAAGCGUUCACACAAUGGGACUACGGAGUACAAGGUGUUGUGGAGAGGGUACUCAGAGGAAGCUGCUUCAUGGGAACCAGUAGAGAACCUCAACUGUCCCGACCUCAUCCAGGAGUAUGAGGUGUCGGAGGGGGGACGAUGCAGUCUCCAUGGAGACCAUGGACUCCUAUGGACUCACAUGCAAAGCAGGGCCAAGCACAGCCACGAGGAGGACCAAGCUCAAGGAGCAGGCACAGCCACGAGGAGGACCAAGCUCAAGGAGCAGGCACAGCCACGAAGAGGACCAAGCUCAAGGAGCAUGCAGAUGGUUACCACUCAGGGGCUCGAGAGACAAGAGCCAAAGGAACUGUCAAUGAUCAAAGGAGGAGGAGCAGUGUCGAAGGAGUCGACACCAGGUCAUGAGGAGGAGGAGCAGUGUCGAAGGAGUCGACACCAGGUCAUGAGGAGGAGGAGCAGUGUCGAAGGAGUCGACACCACUCAAGAGGCACAGGGGUGCCAAGCAGGAGAGGCCCCUGAGCAGUACUCGAUGAAGAAGGUACUCUCUGGAGAGAGAGCAGGAGCAGCAUCGCUGGCGAUGCUGUGA
Molecule: messenger RNA, 4026 nt
Organism: Ustilago hordei
Lineage: Eukaryota; Fungi; Basidiomycota; Ustilaginomycetes; Ustilaginales; Ustilaginaceae
Exons: 2
Coding region: 1-4026 (1341 amino acids)
Biological process (GO): DNA integration
Molecular function (GO): nucleic acid binding
Source: RefSeq, a predicted model, not a curated record